Glycine soja is the source of this 1014-nucleotide messenger RNA. Its product is annotated as WUSCHEL-related homeobox 5-like. Lineage: Eukaryota; Viridiplantae; Streptophyta; Magnoliopsida; Fabales; Fabaceae. The coding region runs from base 129 to 662 and encodes 177 amino acids. The record is from RefSeq and is a predicted model, not a curated record. The transcript is spliced from 2 exons. Gene Ontology annotation, molecular function: DNA-binding transcription factor activity; DNA binding. Gene Ontology annotation, biological process: plant organ development.
AAAAAAAAGGACAAAGAUUUUGGCAUUAGAAUAUUGAGUCAGGGCAUUAUAUAUAUGCACACGGACUGGGAUCUUUAUGGUUCAGACAAUCUGAGAACUAAUAAAGUUUUGAGGAUCAGAAGCAAAACAUGGACGAGGGCUUGUCAGGCUUUUGCAUUAGAUCAUCAUCAGGAAGUGUCCGUGGCAAAAGUGGCACCAAGUGUGGGCGUUGGAAUCCCACCACUGAACAGGUUAAACUUCUAACUGAACUCUUCAGAUCAGGGCUCCGAACCCCAAGCACUGACCAGAUUCAAAAGAUCUCCACUCAGCUUAGCUUUUAUGGCAAGAUAGAGAGCAAGAAUGUCUUCUAUUGGUUUCAGAACCAUAAGGCUCGGGAAAGACAGAAGAACCGUAAGCUCUCCUUUGAUGAUCACAAGGAUCUCAUUUGUAGACAAAAUGCACCUUCUACACAAAGUCUUGCUGAGAUGUACCAAGUUUCAAAGCCAGAUAGGGUGAUUGAGACUCUUCAACUCUUUCCCUUAAAUUCCUUUGGUGAAUCUGAACCAGAGAAGUUGAGGUUGCGUGCAAGUGAAUGUCGGGAUAAUAAUAAUACAAUGUUUUCAUACACGAUGGGUGAACAAAUGGAGCACCCACCAUUAGACCUGCGCUUGAGCUUUCUGUAAAAGAAGUCUCAAUCUUUUCUGUGGUGGUGGUGUGGGGGGAGAAGAUUUUGUUUUAAUAAAUUCAUUCUUGUUACUGGGUGAACUUAGGUUUAGCAUAAAAAGAAAACAUUUAGGGAUGUAUCAUCAUGGACCGUUUAAUUAAAAAAAGAUGUAGCUUAUCAGAUUGAUAUUUAGUUUACCUUUUCUUUUUUUGAGAAGUAUAUUUAGUUUACCUAGUGAUCAGUUUUAGUUCCAUCUAAAAUAUUAUAAAUGCCUAGACAUUCUCCUUCAUGUUCCUUCAUUUUGGCUUUAUCUCGCUGAGUAUAUUCUGUUGGAUUAUACUUGGAUAGUACUAAUAGAAUAUUAUGACGGA